Molecule: messenger RNA, 2313 nt
Organism: Dichomitus squalens LYAD-421 SS1
Lineage: Eukaryota; Fungi; Basidiomycota; Agaricomycetes; Polyporales; Polyporaceae
Exons: 11
Coding region: 1-2313 (770 amino acids)
Biological process (GO): long-chain fatty acid import into peroxisome; very long-chain fatty acid catabolic process; peroxisome organization
Cellular component (GO): peroxisomal membrane
Molecular function (GO): ATP binding; ABC-type transporter activity; long-chain fatty acid transmembrane transporter activity
Source: RefSeq, a predicted model, not a curated record
AUGGUCAUCCAACUGCCUAACGCGGCUGUACUCAGCAGCCUUAGCCCAAACGCGCGACGGUCUUCACUUGUCGCCCUGUUCACCUUCCUACUCAUCCGUAGCAGGCUCGUAGACAUACCUAAGGCAGCGGUUUCUAAGCUCAAGACCGCCGCCUCUCGCCAGGACGUAUCCCAGGAGGAGCUUGCACAGGCCCUGCAGCAGGUCUACAUCGACGAGCCUGAUGGCAGCAAGACUAUUCUUGUUCCUCACAAGGGAUACAUCUCUAAGGUCACGAUUUCCCCCACCCCACCAUCCGUGAUCGCGGAGAACGGCAAACGAUUUUCUCUCAUCCCCGCAUCCCACAAGCCGAAUGUCGAUAAGACCUUCCUUCGGCAAUUGUUCGCUAUCCUUAAGAUAGCGUUCCCCUCAUGGCACUCCAAGGAGGCCUUGCUUCUUGUCAUGCACUCUUCUUUUCUCGUCCUGCGUACCGUCCUCAGUAUCGCCGUCGCGCGGUUAGACGGGCGCAUCGUGCGCGACCUAGUCAGUGCCGAUGGGAAGGGUUUCGCGAAGGGGAUCGGACUCUGGUUCCUGCUUGCAAUCCCGAGUACAUACACGAACUCGAUGAUCCGGCACCUCCAAGCGAAGCUGUCAUUGCGAAUGAGAACGCGACUAACGCGGUACACCCAUGACCUCUAUCUCUCGUCCGCACCCGAUUUGCGGUACUACAGAGUUGCGAUAGAAGGCGGUCUUGCGGACGUCGAUCAGUACAUAACUUCCGACAUUGCGUCGUUUUGUAAUGCGCUCGCAGGAAUUUAUGGAAAUGUGCUGAAGCCGUCAUUGGACCUCGUGCUCUUCACGUCUCAGCUUGCCCGGUCAUUAGGAUUCCGCGGCACGGUGAUGUUGUUCGUGAACUACUACGUUACUGCGAAGAUCUUGCGCUCUGUCACGCCCGCCUUUGGUCGCUUAGCUGCCGUCGAGGCACGACUUGAGGGCGAGUACAGAGCAGGUAUGGGCCGAAUAGGGCGGGAGAGCGAGGAGAUCGCUUUCUACGGCGGUGGAUUGCGAGAGCGGAGUAUCCUGGGCAGAGCGUAUAUGCGUUUGAUCAAGCAUGUCAACUCAAUAUACAAGAUCAGGGUAGCAUAUGAGUGGACAGAGGAUUUCCUGAUCAAGUACGCCUGGAGUGCCGCAGGCUACUGCCUCAUCUCUAUCCCCGUCUUCGUCACCCGAGUCCGGAACGUUGGCGUGCAGACACAGGGUCCUCGCCCGCAUGAGAAAUCUGAUAACGAAGUCGCAAAUCGGACAGAGACAUACAUCUCCUCCCGCCGCUUGCUUCUCUCCCUGGCCGACGCAGGCGGUCGGCUCAUGUACGUCCAAAAGGACCUACUGGAGCUCGCCGGUCUUACCACUCGCCUGUACACUCUCCUCUCCACCCUUCACAACCUUCCCCAUCCCCCACUUCCCGACGACCCCUCACAGGCGAAUAUCGUCCUCCGAAACGUCGACGUCGGCAUCCCCACCGCCGCCCCGCAGUUGAUUGCCGCCUCCGAGUCUGAGUCGACGGAAGACAUCUCGCUCACCGAGAGCAAGGCGCACGCGACGACGGUCCUCGUGAAGGGCCUGUCGUUCGAGCUACAGCCUGGAGAACACCUGAUGAUCACGGGCAGUAACGGGGUGGGUAAGACCGCCGUAGCGCGCGUGCUCGCGGGCUUGUGGGCCGCACAGGGCGGUGGGGACGUGAAGAGGCCGGUAGGAAAGAAAGGGGUGUUCAUCGUGCCGCAAAGGGCGUAUAUGGUAACAGGGUCGUUGCUUGAUCAGGUUAUCUAUCCGGACUCAUAUCCCGACUUCGUGGCGUCUGGACGAACGCACGAGGAGCUGAUGGAGAUUCUGACCGCCGUCAACCUGGCCUAUCUUCCGUCCAGAGAAGGCGGCUGGUCGACCCGUAAGGAGUGGAGGGACGUGCUGAGCGGCGGCGAAAAGCAGCGAAUGGGCAUGGCCCGGGUGUUCUACCACCGGCCAAAGUUCGCUAUUCUCGAUGAGUGCACCAGCGCUGUAUCCAGCGACGUCGAAGGCCGCAUGUACGAACACGCGAAGUCAUUGGGCAUCACCCUCAUCACCAUCUCGCUGCGUCCUACGCUCAUGCGUUACCACACGCAGCUGCUCACCGUCGCCGGAGACGGCACGGGCAGGUGGGCGCUCAAGCGGAUCGGGACGGCCGAAGAGCGCAUGGACCUGGAUCGCGAGAUCGUCUCCCUCGAGGACAAGCUCGCCGAAGUCGAGAAGUGGGAGAAGCGCGUCAAGGAGCUCGAGCGGUUGCUGAGCGUUCAGGAGAUCUAG